GGCUGAAGAGCCCAAAAUCCCGGCUGCAAUCCUGCAGUGGGGGGUAAUAUUUCUUAUUUAGGUGUAACACCAAAAAAGAAGAAGACGUACCAGAUUUUUCAAGUGCGCCAAAAAAACCCGCUUUAAACAUUACGCACGGCUUCUUCUAUCUUAUCCCAAUACAUUUUCUCCCUGCAUUGACAUACCGGGAACCGAAGGUGGUGGUGGGGGGGACUUCUAAGGCAUGGAGUCCCGAUUUUACCAAGCGACCCACCGGGAGGAAUGAAACUGAGAAAAUCCGUCGCGGUGGAAUAUUAAUAACCUAAUCCUAACGAUAAUCCAGGGGAUGUUGCAGCAGAGUUUGGGACUCUAGAGAGCAUUCCAACUUUUCUUGGUCUCGAUUUUUAAUCCCUCUACUCAUCUUCGUCGCCUGUGGGACUUCUAUUUUCGUGACAGAUUUGCAGCACUUCACUUCUCCAUCAUGGACCGCUCGACGUCUUUGGAUAUAGAAGCGCUCAAGGUUGAGAGACUUUACUAAGUUUUGGAAGGAUUCUUUUACAAAGAGGAAAGCAACAAUCAAGAUGACCCAAGAGCAGUACAUCCUUGCAGCGCAGCCCAACCCGCUACACCAGAGGGGGGCGUCAGUGUGUGGCACCCAGGUUUACCCUGCAGUGGGGAUCUACGGCUGGAGGAAAAGAUGCCUGUACUUCUUCAUCCUCCUCCUUCUCGUCACCAUGAUUGUCAACCUGGCGCUGACCAUCUGGAUUCUCAAAGUCAUGAACUUCACUCCGGAUGGUAUGGGGAAACUGCGGGUGACCAAGGAGGGUGUCAGAUUGGAGGGCGUGUCUGAAUUCUUAUUGCCUUUAUACGUCAAACAGAUCCAGUCACGAAGGGACAGUCCACUGAUCCUCCAAUCAGACAGAAAUGUGACAGUAAACGCCAGAAAUGACCAGGGACAUCUGACCGGUCAGCUCACCGUGGGUUCAGAAAUGGUGGAAGCCCAGUGCCAGAGGUUUGAGGUGAGAAGUACAGACGGAGAGAGAGUCCUGUUCUCAGCAGAUGAAGAGGAGAUCAGCAUCGGCACCGAGAAGCUAAGAGUCACAGGCAAUGAAGGCGUGGUGUUCAGCCAUUCUGUUGAGACGUCACAUGUACGGGCAGAGCCGUUUCAGGACCUAAAGCUGGAGUCACCGACUCGGACCCUAACCCUGGAGGCCCCCAGAGGGGUAGAGGUGAACGCUGGAGUGGGAGACUUCACAGUGUCCUGUAGGAAAGAUCUUCUUUUACAGUCGUCAGAAGGAGAGAUCUUUCUAGACGCCAACACUAUUAGACUGGGCAACAUUCCCCUGGGCAGUGCUGUCGACCCCCUGGAGGGGGCGCCGGCUGGUACCACCUACACCAAACAGACUGUGUACGAGCUAUGUUCCUGUGCUAAUGGCAAGCUUUACCUGUCCCCUGCUGAGAAAGGCUCGACCUGCCAAACAACCAGUAACUUUUGUCUCUGGAGCUGAAAGCGGGAGACUGACACAAGCCUGGGACGUACGGACCAUUAGAGUUUGAAGCUAAUGCUAGCCAGCAGAAUGACCAGAACCAACAUGGAUUAUGGCCUGGUGGAAAGCUUAUGCAAGCUAACAGACCCAAUCAACAAGGACUGAAGCAUGGAGAGAUGUUCAUGUUCGUUGAUUAAUCAAAUUUAUUGAGUUAGAGGUUAGUCAGGAGGUAAUGCUUGCAAACAGACCAGUGGACAUGGACUGUGGCUUGGUGCAAAGCUUAUGCCGACUAAAGGAUUGACUGGACAGAGCUCAAUGAGAAUAUUGCCAGCUCACAGACCAAAUUAAUAUGGAUUGGUCAGUAGCUAAAGAGAUGGAUGACUCAGCAGAAAGCAAAAGCUAACCAGGUUAGCUGGAUAUUUGAUGCUAUGCCCCCUCAUGGACCUAAACAGACAGUCUAUCUCUGGGGCUCUCAAUGACUGUCUUUUUCAUUGUUAAAUUGCUGCCGUGAUGGUUUGUGAAAGUCACAAGAAACACCACUGGUGGUUAUCUGGGAGAAGCAAACGCGCUUACAACAAUAGUGAGUUGUUUGUGAACUGUUGAAACCAAAAUGGCCUGACAAGCGCCUGUUUUUGUCAGGAAAAUAGAUACAGCAAUGGACUGCAAGCGAGCCAGCAGGAACAAGAACAAGGAGAAGAUGGGAAACAGAGACCGGCAUGGACCUUGGUGUAGCCCUAUGGGUAGCUUAUAAGAAAAUCAGACAUUGGUUUAGUCUAGUGGGAAGCUAAGGCUAGCUAACGGACCAAUUUAUACCAGAAAGGCCUUCCCCCACCUUUCCCUCAAGUCUCACAUCCUGAACAUUAAUAUCUGAACCUUCCACAUUAAUCUGCACAUGGUAGUGAUAAUGCUCCCAAACCCCAGUUUUCAUGAAAAAUGCAAAUAAUGGCGCUACCACCUCCCAUCAUGACUAUUUCCCCCAUACAUUGUCUGAUUUUAAACUUGUUCCUUUAUUUUUUGUUAUUGUUUUUUCAGAUGAAAUCUUAUUUCCUGCUGCAUAUGUCUCGAGAUCCUAGUCAAGUCUCUUACCUUUUCAUUUUUUUCUGCUUCUGUUCUUUUCUAUAUGCUCUGGUUAUUUUGGUCUGUCUAUGCCUCUACAAGCACUUGACUGCAAGAAAAAGAAUUUUCCAAUGAUAAAUUUAUGACUAUAAAAGGAUCAUUUGCUUUUGUCUAACUGGAUCACCACAGCUGUACUCCUAGAGUCAUUUUAUCCAGACAUAAAGUUACUCUUUAGAUAGGGACAAGGAGCUGAUUAAAUUACGAAGAGAAAAGGCUCUUAUGUAAUCAUACUUUAUAGUAAUUAUACCCACCUGAGCCUCAUAAACCAGGUCUCAGGUGGGAGCAAAAGCUGACCAACUUAUUUUUAAGCAUGGGUAAAACUUCAUUGGGGUAAAGCAGCAGAUGGCCAGAUCAUUUCAACUAUUUGAGGACAAUUCUACAUCUUCAUCUUGUGUUCCCUGUCUGCCAGAUCUUUAACAGUCUUUUUGCAUGACCUUUCUGCUCUUCUCCUACUUUUUCUUCCUGUUUGUUUUGAGUUUCAUUGACAGUAUUAUUCCCACUUUAUACUCAAGUUUUCCUUUUGGUCCCUUCAUCAGCCUGCCUUUAAUGCUAUAUCCUCACACUUCUCUUAGCUCCUCAACACUUUCAUUCUUCUUCUAGCAGGGUUUAAAAGCUUGUUAUCCCAUUAUGUGUCCCUAACCCAACACUCAAAAACUAAGUGCAGCCUAAAAGUGAUAUCAAGUAAUCUGAGUACAUUGGUCAAUUUAGCAUUUCCCGAAACUAAUGUGGUUAAAAGUAAAUUUUCAUAUUUUGGUAGAAUUGUUAAUUUAAUAUUUGUCAUCAACAAGCAGGUGGAGUGUCAUAAAGUUAAAGCUAGCAUAAUUUUGGCAAUCCGUGUUAUCCCUCAAAUAUAACAGAUUUAUCAAAAUGUACAGUCCUGUGCAUAAGUUUUAGGCAUGUAAGGUGCUAAGUAUUCAUCAUGGGGCCCAAUGUGCAACAACGCGGUGGGGGGGAAGUCAGGCUUGACACAUGCCAAUACAAUGGCAGUCAAGGUCAAGGCCGACAGCCUCUCCUUUGUCAGGGCUUUUUCACCCCUGUAAUAUGCCCAGAGACCGCCGGCAGUUUUCAGGCCUUUGGGACAUGCACAACAUGACCAAAGGCUAAUGGCAACACUACUACCUAUCUGGACGGCUCCCUAGGCCGUGCUUACUCCCCAUCCACCCCUUACUCCCUACCCUAAAAGUGUGGACUUUAUUUUUUCAACAGAUUAUUUUCCAAUGCCCCUGGUACACUGUAAGAAUGAAUUAGAGGGCCUAACGUAAAAAAGUUAAGUAUCAAGUUUCACAGCUUUUUUGAGUUAAGGGGCCCAACUUAAGACUUCAUGUUGCCAUUUAGUUGGCAUUACAUGCUCUGAGCUAAAAACUGUUGAGGUGGCAGGAAAUGUUUCCAAUAGAAAUAUAUAUUUCUGUCUUUUCAACUUAAUAAUUGCACCCAACUUGGCGCAACUUGAACCCCCAGAAAAGUCUGUCUCAACUUUAAUCUAUAUGCUCACUUGGUGUAUAUCUCACAUAGUUAAAGAGACUCAAUAUAACAUGUAUUAACUUGUAAAGUUAUCAAAAGUGUACCCAAUACUUCAUAAUUUGUUUACUCUGCAAUCAAGUUGCAUUUUUUACAGUGUAAUAUGCUAGGAGAUCCAGAGCAUGAAUUGCGUCAGUCCUCCUUCCCGCCCAGUGUUGCACUCAGGCAGGUUUACUCAGCAUUACACGCUUUACUUCAGCCUCAAUUUUUGGCCGUAACAUGCCUAGAAAGUCUGCACAGUACUGUAUAACAUAGGGCACUUGGUGUCAGUGCCGAUUUAGUGCUUGGUAUUGAUGCUUAAAUCUACAUAUUAGGAUUCAGUUCAAAAUGUCUCUUCAUAUCACGUUUUAAAGUUGUCUCCAUCUUAAAUUGGCAAGGUUCACUUCUUAAACACCAUUUCCCACCCUAGAGUCAAGUAUCAGGUAAAAUUUCCCUCUGAAUUCACUCUUCAUCCCCUUUCAGAGGAUCUUCAACUGAAGCAAGAAAAUUCAAGAAGAUUCAACAUACAGUAUAAUUCCCAUGGUUAGAUUUUCUAUAUUCAAUCAGUCUCCAUAGGGGGAUCAACUGAAGGGCCUCAAGCUGGCAUAUCAGGGCCCAACCUUUGUGACGGCUGGAAAUCACAGGAAAUCAGCAAAUUUCUCUGACAGAAAUACCCCCCCAGAGGAAAUUACGAAUGGAUUUGGUUUAAUUUGUAUGGACUCAACCAGAUUAAGGCCCUGAGGUGUACUUUCUUUUUUAAAACAAAGUGAAACACAGGUGCCUUUGCUGCUGUUGGUAAAAGCACAUCACAGUCUGAACAUUCACACUACCCUCAGUGGACCAUCUGCAAGUGUCUAGAAAAAUCUAUUUAUCGAUCUACCUAUCUAUUUGUUAAUUUCUCUGUCUUUUCCCUCCUCCUCCUCCUUCUCCUGGUUUUGUAGAACUCUCAGUAUAUCCUGCUGAAAAAGACAAUUCAAUCCUGGUUUAAAAUUUAAUUUUCUGAUGUGUUCCCUUAUGGUUUUAUUCUUGAUAAUAAAAAAGCACAAA
Messenger RNA from Cheilinus undulatus (humphead wrasse), 5126 nucleotides. RefSeq names its product zeta-sarcoglycan. Gene Ontology annotation, cellular component: sarcoglycan complex; sarcolemma. The record is from RefSeq and is a predicted model, not a curated record. The coding region runs from base 561 to 1487 and encodes 308 amino acids. The transcript is spliced from 9 exons. Gene Ontology annotation, biological process: cardiac muscle tissue development; heart contraction. NCBI's taxonomy places the organism in Eukaryota, Metazoa, Chordata, Actinopteri, Labriformes, Labridae.